UUCAAGAUGGCGGACUCCAUGAUUCGUUAGAUUAUUUUCAGAAACUGUUUAUGUUAUUUUGUUUAUUAGAUUUCAUAAGCCAACAAAUGUUAUCAGAUAUAUAAUUCAACAUUAUUUCAAAUUGGAUAUCUCCAGAAUAUAUAAGAUAAGUGUAAUGACAAGAUGAAAUCUAAGAAGACUGAUAAGCGAUGGCAGCCACUACUACUGUAGAACAGAAAGGUUCCCACCAUUUGAGAUGUCGAUCACUGCCAGUCAUUCCUCGGGCAGCAACAUCGGGGGUGUUGCCAGACCAACAUCUGCCACAUCUGAUACAGGCUCGGGGCUAAUCCCCCCACCCCCACCAGAGCCGAGUAGACCUAGAACACAGAAAGAAGAGGAUGAAGAAGCAUUUAAAGAGCUGUGUGCAAGCAAUGGACUCAACCACAACAAGAUUCAGAGUGGCGAGCAGUGUACAGCGGAGGUCGUGGAGAUGUUUUUCUCCGGCUACCCCAGGAUUGUGUACAUGGACAAAUUUCCAUGUCUCCACACGCUGGUGCUUAUGUCGCAAAGCAUCAGUAAAAUUGAGGGCCUGGCCGCCCUCACCGGACUCAAGGAGCUGUGGAUAAGUGAAUGCCAACUUAAGAAAAUUGAAAAUUUGGAAGCCUGUACCCAGAUUACAAAACUGUACCUGUAUGGAAACGAAAUUCCAAAAAUAGAAAACAUUAGUCACCUAACACGUCUUCAGAUUUUAUAUUUGAACAACAAUUGUAUAAAGAAUAUUGAGAAUUUAGAAAAGCUGAAGAUGCUUGAAGUAUUGAAUUUGGCAGAAAACCAGAUUGAUAAAAUAGGCCACUGCUUAGAUGCUAAUCAGAAAAUUAAAGACCUGAAUUUGUCAGGAAAUCCUAUUUCAUCUCUCAGGGAGUUGACCCACUUGAUGCGCCUGCCAGAGUUACAGUCCUUGAACUUGAAGGACCCUCAGUUUUGCCCUGCCCCUGUCAGCCUACUGUGUAACUACUCCACGCAUGUCUUAUAUCACUUACCCAACAUCAGCAAACUUGACACUUACGAUGUCAGCAAGAACGUGUGUGAGCUAGCAGAGGCCACGGUACUGAAGAAGAAGAUGUACUACAACAUGAGAGUGAAAACGAUAAAGCGCAACAUGGCUGAUGUAGCAGCCAAGAUGGAGAUCUACAAGUCCCGACUGUUAGAGUUUCCUCAUGAGAGACUACGUAAUCUCGUGAACUGUGUCAAAGAAGUGCGUAGAGAAUUUGAAGAUUUGAUGCUGGAAACAAUAGAUAUAUCAGUGUUCAGUGACCUUGACCCUGACGGCAAUUUGUUAUUGGUUCAGGAAUUAGAGGAGGAGAGUAAGCUACAGAAAUUAGACGAAAAUGGAGAAUUUACUGUCAAGAUGAACUCCCUCAAAGACAGAAUGAAGAAAUGGGAGAGAAGAAUUGCAGAAGUUGAAAGUUACCAACAAGAGGCAGUGUCCAGGAUAGAGAUACAGGCGGAGUCUGUGAUGAGGAGAAUGGCCAUUGAGCUGGAGUCCGGAGGCAAUGUUCGCUUUGAGGAAGGGAUAACGUCAGAUGUUUGGUUCUCAUCCUGCCAUGACUUGGUGCUAUCGCGCUUCUGUGCGACGGAUUACAGAGAAUAUGGAAUCGCAGGUAUCAAGAUUCACCGGAUUCUGCGUGUCCACAAUCGGAUGCUCAGGAAGCGGUUUGAUGACAAACUGACAGGGAUUGUUGAUAACACUGAUGGGGAGUACUUUCCUAGCAACAGGAACACUACACACAAGAAGCUUCUUGAGUACCUCUUCUGGAUUUGGGACCCUAACUUACCGGGCGGGAUCCACGAAACAACUCGAGUCGUGGAGGAAGGGUUCAUGGACUCCAUGUCAUAUAAGGCUCUAGGACGUGAUGGAUCUAUCCCACUCAGUAACAGCCUAAGUCUAGCAGACAGACAUCGGGUCAAUUCUCUGAUGAAAGAAAGCAAAGAAAAGGAGCACAAAGACGCCUGUCCAUUCAGAUACGGUCACUUGGUCAUAUCAAAAGUCUUUCUGGGUAAAAGUGUCAAGGCUAUUGAUGACAGACCAAUAAUAAAAUCAAACUACCCCAAAAUAGAUGCUGUCUUUAAACCCCGCAAGAUGUGUAUCCCACCAAGUGGAGGAGACUCUUUACACAGCUGUGAGUGUAGUGCUCGGCAGUGCGAGUGGUAUCUGUUUGAUAAUGAGCUCAUUUUACCUGAGUAUAUUGUGGAGUAUGAAUACGUCACUAAGUUCCGGUCAAAGUCACCUUUUGCGACCUUCACUGAUCUCAGCUUAGACAACAGAGAAUCCAAAAUCCCGUCUGUGCCUCAUGCAGAUGACGAUCCCUCAUUGGAUGAUGAUGUUCUAGGAAUGGAACCACUUUUAAAACCGAGACCAAGGCUGACGAUGUUAAACGAGGAAUUACUGAUGAAGCAUGUGAGCGUUGAUUCUUUGGAGGCCAUUACUGUGUUGAACCUUCACAACAAUGGGAUCAGUAAACUAAAACCCAUGCAGUCCUUGUCUCACCUUAGACGCUUGACGGUCAGCUUUAACGAACUCUGUAGACUGGACGAGGUGGCCAGCAUGGGAUUGGAGUAUCUUGAUGCCAGUUUUAAUCAAAUCUCUUCAUUGGAUGGAUUAAAAAACAUGGUGAAAUUGAAGUUUUUUGACUUGAGUUGGAACAAGCUGGCAAACACAAGAGAAGACCUAUCCAUCUUACGGAAGCAUGCUUGCAACUUACUGACCCUAGACCUUAGAAACAAUCAAUGGCUGAAGCCUCAGAAUAUAAGACUUCGCGUGAUUGGACGAUUGAAGUCGUUGACCCUCUUAGAUGGGUCAGCGGUAACAGAACAUGAGGCCACGGCAGCAUUACGUGUGGCAGCUGGGUCUCGUAUCUGUCAGCUGUCACUCCUCACACACGCUCGAGUGGACUCCCACAAACCACGCUCACUUAGUCUAAUGCCUACUGCUGAGAUCCUAGAGAAACAGAGUCAUCACCGGCCUGAGAAACUUGGUGAAACAGAUACACAUUGGUACCAGAAGGUGACUUCAUUGUUUCUGAACAGUCAGCAUAUCACCAAACUGUCUGGAUUAGAGAGAUUGGAAAACCUUAAAUAUGCUUCAUUUAAUGGCAACGACAUCACAAAAAUAGAGGGCUUGGACCACUGUGGGAGAUUAGAGGAACUCUCCCUGGAUAACAACUGUAUCAGCAGACUGGAGGGGAUCUCUAAGCUGACUCAGCUGAGGAGGCUGUGUUUGGCUUGUAACUUUAUCAGCACGCUGGAGAACUCGGGGAUACACUACCUGGGACACCUGACCUAUCUGUCAUUGGAGGGCAACAGACUCUCCUCACUGCUAGGCCUACAGAAAAUGUCUACCCUGGUGGAGCUUUAUGUGGGCAACAACCUCAUCUGUAGUGUCAGGGAAAUCUUCUAUCUCAAGAUGCUGUCCAAUUUAGUCAUACUUGACCUGUUUGGGAAUCCUGUUGCCACAGAAACAGACAACUACAGACUUUUCAUCAUUUAUCAUCUCAAAAACCUCAAAGCAUUAGAUGGAUCUGCAAUAGAAGCUAUGGAGGGAAAUCUUGCCAAGGACACUUUUGGUGGUAGACUUACACCAGACUUCGUAGCGGAGAAGUUAGGACAUUCCAACUUCCAGGACGUGCGGGAGUUAGACCUUCCGAACUGCUCUAUCCGUAUUGUAGAUCUGGGUAUAGGGGAUACGUUCCUCAAUCUUAGAAGUGUGAAUUUAGAACACAAUAAUCUGAGUUCAUUCAGCGGGUUAGUUCACUUGCCAAACAUAAGGGUGCUGUGUUUGAAUCACAAUCAUAUUGAGUGCAUUAUGCCAAAACAGAAACCGGUUAACAAAAUGUCCAAGCAAGGCUCCAGCAAAAGUCUGGAAUUUUUCUCCAAUGACACAUCUACCCCUAUCAUGGAGAGCUUGGAGGUGCUACACUUAGGAUAUAAUGGAAUUAAGGAUAUGUCUAUUCUACAGCUCAGUCGACUGACUUCACUCAAGGCUUUAUUCCUACAAGGAAAUGAGAUAUCAAAAGUGGAGGGAAUGGAGGGACUACAUGAUCUCAGGGAACUGGUUCUGGACAGGAACAAAAUUAAAGUCAUCACAGAGCUGUCAUUUGCCAAUCAAUGGAACCUGCAGGAACUCCACAUCGAGGAGAACAGAGUGCGGGAAUUAAGCUACCUUAAUUGUAUGGAUAAUCUGCAGCGCUUGUACAUGGGCUCAAAUCGCGUUCAGGAAAUUUCUGAGCUGGAGAAGUUGGAAGGAUUAAACAAUUUGAUUGAGAUUUCUCUAGUCAACAACCCAGCUGCCAGGCGACACCUACACCGUCCUAUUCUGGUGUUCAAGCUGAAACAGAUGAUGAUCAUUGACGGUAUACCAGUGAGCGAGGAGGAGAGAGGGAAGGCGGAGCUCUAUUUCAUGGAUCAGCAGGUUGUUACAACACAACCUUCUACCAGUGAAAGUUCUCUGCCAGGAAUCCACCAGAUUAAGACUCAGGUCCCAGUCAAAGUAACCACAAUGCACCUGGGUACCUCCCCCCUGUGGAAUGGUGGUGUUCUGUAUGAUGACAGUGCUCAGGACGCCAUUCAGAGAGGUGGUGGUCGUAGAAGAGGAACGGGCAAAGACCCCACUCCUCCCCCAAACCAAGGCAUGAUGAACCGCGCCAACACUAUGGUAUACAACCCCACAAACACUGGCUAUGGGGGCUUUUCAUACACCAGCAAUUCGGUAAACUCGGGAGCACGGUCGCAGUUUUAUCUCAAUCAAAUUCCUUAUGUUCAGCCUCCCUCCCAGACAGAGUAUGUUGAGUGGUUUUCAAGUGACUUAAAACUUACUUCACAGAUGAAAUGAUUUAUGUGGGACACUGAAAAUGGAGCACAUUUGAAGUAUCUAAUAUUUGAAAUCUGCCUUCCUCCAUCUUGAACUUUUCUUAACUAUACUGAUGUACUAACAGAUCUGUAAAAUUUGUAGAGAGAGCUUCUUCAGAUACGCUGAAUACAAAGUGGAUUGCUGGAAUUUGAUCGAUAGAUUUAUAUGGUGUUAAACCCCGAUUUGGUCAUAUUUUCGGCCGUGAAAAAAAUACAUUCACUUUAUGACAAAUGAUGGGUUAAAUCAUGACAAACCUUCCUUUCACAAGCGCCAACUGUUGUGUCAAAUAUAAUCUUUACUCCUGCUGACCUUGUUCUUGUCAAAUGACCUUGAACUGGAUUCAUGACACACUUUGAAGUCAAUGUAACAGUGGCUCUACAUGUAAUACCAGUUUCUUUAUACAUGUAUAGACGUAGCUAAAGCAUUUAUUACGAUACAAAUGUCACAAAAUUCUUUUGGAAACAUGUUUCCCCAACUACCCCUUUUGUCCUUGAAUUUUUCACCAUAAUUGCACAUUAAGCACUAAGAACAUCAUGCAGUCUUUAUUGAAGGCUUAACAGUCAUAAGACCAUCAUCCGUUAUGCUUAACGUUUCAUAAUGCAAUUUUUUUAUCAUCAUUAACGUGUUGACUUUAGUGUGGCAUUGAAACAAAAACAAACCAAAACUAAUAACAUAUAGAAAGUUCAUGUAAAGCGUAAAUGGUAAUUGAUUAAGGACACUGAAUUCAAAUUAUUAAUUAUUCCACAAUUCUUUGACAUGGCCUCUAGUUGCCAUGAUUCAUAAGACUGGCAGUGAAGGGGAAAUCGUUUUCAUUCAUAGAAUUGAAUGAGCUAGCUUUAUUGUUUGCAUUUAAUCAGUGAUAGCAAACUAAACACAUUGUCAAGAAAAAUACCUUUUUUAUAUAAAAUGCUGUUUCCAUUGCCAGUCUUAUGAAUCAUUUAUGGAUAUCAUAUGCUUUCUGCAUACUAUGAAUUCUGCUUUUCUGAGAUUUUUCAAUAAACUGUAUCUGUUAUGGGCAGCAUCCAUUGUUGCUCUUUCAUGCUUUUUAUGUGUUGCAGGCUUUGGGAAAUGUGCACUUGAACAAUUUUUUAUUGUAGCUUUAUGCUGUACAGAUAAGUUCCGAAUACAUUUAUUGUGCUUUUUUGAUCAAAACUAUUUUUGAAUAAAAUGAUACUGGAACUGAAAAAGAAAGCUUGUCCCAAAUCAUUUAUGCAACAUGUGAUAAUUUAAAAGACAAAUUAAAACAAAAUAUAGGGAAAGCACAACUUCAGUGCUCAGUCUCAAAUUGUACAUUUGUUACAUAGCUGUGCUGAAAAUGAAUUGAUCUUGUCUUUUAUACAUACUUGAACUAUUGUAGAAAGUGAGAUGAAAUUCAUUUUUUAUUCAAACUGUCUCCUUUUCUUCAUUUCAGGAUAAACCAAGCCAAAAAUAACCGGAGGUAGACUUUUUCUGUUUACAUUAGUAAACAGAAACAUUACACCGGCUGACCCAGACGGAGUGAUCGGAAUACAAGCCUGAUUUUAUGAUAGUGAUGCUCAUUUUGUUUGGAGUAAAACCACUGGCUAUGGAUGUUGUGAUAAACAUUUUAUAUUUGCAUAACAUUGCCCUGGGUCCUUCACCAUUGAUCUGUGAUUUGUGUCAAUCAAAGCCUUAGAAUACCUGAUUUAUUUUUGCAGUCUAUGAUAUUGACGUGGAGAAUCCCAGUGUGCCGAUACUGUGAUAAACUAUAAUGACGGUAUAAUUGCAUGAUGCCGUUGUGCUGGUUCCUAGUAUACAGAUAGUAGAUAAGUAGAGACAUUUAAAAUAAAUGUGUGGGACCUGUAAUUCUCUAUACAGUAAUAGGACUGAGUUAGCAUGGAAAUUGAAAUGGAUUUUUUCUUUAUUGUGUUCACACUAAUCAAAUGUUUCAGUCUGCUGUAUUCUCACUCCAAGCCAUUUUAUACAACUUAAUCCUUUACAAUCUGUCUCCCAGUCAUUUUAAAUCCAUUCAUUGAAUCAAUUUAUCUUCGUCAAGUUCAUCUUUUUAAACACACAAGACUGAAACAUAACACUGCAGGAUCUUGCUUUUGCUAUUUUAUUUCUCUCGAGUGCAAUUGUAUCACCAUAAAUCAAAUAUUGCAGGGAGGCAGAUUUUCUACAUAAUUUCUUUACUCAGACACUUUUAAAAUUAAUUGCAUAAUUUUUUUUAAAGGAAAAUAUUAAGUGUGUAGCAGGUAUUAAGGUGUUGAUGUAAUGGGUGGCCUUAAAGAUUUGCUAUUUUUUUAAGGGAAGUGAAAUAUUUACAUAGUUUUAGAAUGAUCUUUUUUAAGUGAAUCAUAAACUUUAAGAAGACUUUGGGUGCCCUAUGCAAACUUUACCUAAACAUUACAAGUGUUAGAUUUGUAUGUAUACAGCAUAUUUCUUGCUGCCAUCACAUAUUAAAGAUAUCAGACAAGUCAAUUGGUUGUAUAUUUAAGGUAAUGUAUGUUUAGAGAGAGUGAGAGAGCAAAAGAAAAACUGUUUUAUCUUGUGUAUGCUGUUACUAGUAAUUGAAAGUUGCCUGUGGAAUAUUUAAUAUAUGAUUAGAGAAUUU
This is a messenger RNA of Ostrea edulis (European flat oyster), 7457 nucleotides long. Its product is annotated as leucine-rich repeat-containing protein 9-like. Gene Ontology annotation, molecular function: protein binding. The transcript is spliced from 34 exons. The record is from RefSeq and is a predicted model, not a curated record. NCBI's taxonomy places the organism in Eukaryota, Metazoa, Mollusca, Bivalvia, Ostreida, Ostreidae. Bases 236 to 4867 code for a protein of 1543 amino acids.